CCGGGAAAAAUCCAAACAAGCAACAUCAUUCAUUGACUGGUAAUUUUCAUAGUCUUCAUUGAAUUCUCUCAAUCUCCUGCAGCUCUUUGUGGAGAAAAACCAAGGAGUAGCCAUGGCUACUGGUAGAGAAGGUGGUGACUCAGUAAUGGAGGUGCCUCUCUUGGAAAGAGACUCGUCCACUGCUUCUUCUUCAUCGCUUUGGGUUGUGGUCGCCAGCACCGCCGUCGCCGUCGCCGGUUCUUUUGUGUUUGGUUGCUCGGUGGGAUUUUCUUCUCCAGCACAGUCUGGAAUUAUGAGAGAUCUUCACCUUUCCUUUGCCUGAGUACUCUGUAUUUGGCUCAAUCUUGACAAUUGGAGCAAUGAUAGGUGCUGUAAUGAGUGGAAGAGUCACAGAUAUGAUUGGUAGAAAAUUGGCAAUGGCUACAUCUGACUUUUUCUGCAUUGUGGGAUGGCUUGCCAUAUUCUUCGCCAAGGGUGUUUGGUGGCUUGAUCUUGGAAGGCUUUCAGUUGGCUAUGGUAUUGGACUUCUUUCAUACAUUGUUCCAGUGUACAUAGCAGAAAUAACACCCAAAAAUCUCAGAGGUGGAUUUACAACUGUAAAUCAGUUGAUGAUAUGUUGUGGGUCAUCCCUAGCCUUCUUGUUCGGAACAUUUUUAACUUGGCGUACCCUGGCUUUACUAGGAGUUUUUCCGUGUCUGCUGCAACUUGUCGGCCUCCUAUUUAUUCCUGAGUCUCCUAGAUGGCUGGCAAAGGUUGGCCAUCAUGCUAGAUUCGAGGCAGCUUUACAGAGUCUACGUGGGAAGGAAACUGACAUCUCACUGGAAGCUGAGGAGAUCAAGGAUUUCACUGAAACCCUUCAACGCUCACCGAAGACUACUGUGCUAGAUUUGUUUCAGAAGAAGUAUCUUCAUUCAGUUGUUGUCGGAGUUGGAUUAAUGGUGUUUCAGCAAUUUGGUGGUGUGAAUGCAGUUUGCUUUUAUGCGAGUGCAAUAUUUGUUUCAGCAGGUUUCUCGAGUGAUAUUGGAUCGAUAGCAAUGGUUAUUAUCCAGAUUCCGAUGACUACAUUGGGUGUGUUUUUGAUGGAUGUAUCUGGAAGAAGACCGCUUUUAAUGAUUUCAGCAGCGGGCACAUGCUUGGGCUGUUUCCUAGUUGGAAUGUCAUUCCUCUUUAAGGGGCAUGAACUUUUGAUGAAUGUGAACCCUUUCUUCGCAUUGGUGGGAAUACUGGUGUUUACUGGAUCAUUCUCAUUGGGCAUGGGAGGAAUCCCAUGGGUCAUAAUGUCGGAGAUAUUUCCAAUAAACAUGAAAGCAUCAGCAGGAAGCCUUGUAACUUUAAUUAGUUGGUUUGGUUCCUGGAUUGUUUCAUAUGCUUUCAACUUUCUCAUGGCCUGGAAUUCAGCAGGCACAUUCUUUAUGUUCGCCACCGUUUGUGGUCUUACUGUUUUAUUUGUGGCGAAGCUUGUGCCGGAGACCAAAGACCGAACACUGGAAGAGAUACAAGCUUCAAUGAAUUCCUUCUCUCUCGGAAAACCACGAAUUCAACAUCCUUGAUCGAUAACUUCAUACUAACAUUUUGAAACUUUUUUAACAUCAAUUACUGCAAAAACUUGACUCGGUUCUUAUGAGAACACUGCAAAACUUUUCUUAAGCAUGAAUUGCAGCUUAACAAUCUCAGUGGUUUUUAUUAGGAAUUAAUCAUUUGUUUUUAUAAUUCAUGAAUAUUCACCAUGGUUGCUUAAUACCAUGGGUUAUGUUCUA
This is a messenger RNA of Dioscorea cayenensis subsp. rotundata (Guinea yam), 1757 nucleotides long. RefSeq names its product sugar transporter ERD6-like 5. Gene Ontology annotation, cellular component: membrane. NCBI's taxonomy places the organism in Eukaryota, Viridiplantae, Streptophyta, Magnoliopsida, Dioscoreales, Dioscoreaceae. Bases 360 to 1550 code for a protein of 396 amino acids. Gene Ontology annotation, molecular function: sugar transmembrane transporter activity. The transcript is spliced from 18 exons. The record is from RefSeq and is a predicted model, not a curated record. Gene Ontology annotation, biological process: carbohydrate transport; transmembrane transport.